Messenger RNA from Sapajus apella (tufted capuchin), 418 nucleotides. RefSeq names its product NANOG neighbor homeobox-like. Gene Ontology annotation, molecular function: DNA binding. The record is from RefSeq and is a predicted model, not a curated record. The annotation marks the transcript as partial. The transcript is spliced from 2 exons. Lineage: Eukaryota; Metazoa; Chordata; Mammalia; Primates; Cebidae.
AGAAACAACCAGCUAUGCCUUGGGAUCAAAAUCCUGAACAAUCAAAUGGAAAUUACAGUGAAGAUGAACAAAAGGGAAAGCAGAAAUCAAGAGAGGAAGGAGGAGAAGCUGGCGGAAAGAGAGAGCAAGAAAAAGACGAGGAAAUCGAAAAGGAGAUGGAAGAUGAACAGGAAGUAAAAAGCGAAAGGGAAAAUGAGAAACAGAAACAGUAUCCCAAGACAAGAUUUGUCAGCAAAUCCCUCAUGGACACUCUCUGGGCAAAGUUUAAGUUAAACAGGUGCCCCACAAUACAAGAGAGUCUAUCACUCUCAUUUGAAUUUGACAUGACACAUAAGCAGAUAAGUCAAUGGUUCCAUAAAAAGAGGAAGAAAUAUAAUAAAGAAAUGUCCAAGAGAAAGCAUAAGAAAAAACAUAUGAG